CACAAACAUAUAUAACAAACCCUUUUGAAAAGUGAUCAAGUGUGGUUCUUUAGGAAUGGAAAAAUACAUUCGAACCAUGGCUAAUCACUUGAUUAAGCCAGUGACUAUUUCCUUAAUUGUUGUGAUGAGUAUUAAUCAUCAAUUAGUCCAUGCCCAAUAUGCCGAAAAUCCCAAUGGAAUUAGCAUCACCAAUGUGGCAAAUGCAGAGGCAAAGGGAGCAGUUUGUAAUGAUGGAAGUCCAGCAGCUUACUAUUAUGAUCCAGGAUUUGGAGAUGGAGCCAACAGUUGGGUUGUUUUUAUGAAAGGUGGAGGUUGGUGUGGCUCAGAUAGUCUUUGCAGAACAAGGCUCGAUCAAUUUAUGGGCAGCAGUGCGCAUAAUGAAAAAAUAACGACUUUUGGACAAAUACAUAGCAGAAACGCAACGGAAAAUCCAGAUUUCUACAAUUGGAACAGAGUUAUGGUAGUGUAUUGUGAUAGUUCAUCGUUCAUGGGUACCGUUGAUCACAACAGUUCGAUCCCGGGAACUAGCAUCUUAGGUAGGGGUGCCCUGAUUUUUGAUGUUGUAAUGGAAGAAUUGCUACAAAAGGGAAUGGCCAAUGCAACCAAUGUUCUAUUUUCCGGUGGCUCGGCCGGUGGAUUGGCCACGCUCUUGCACUGUGAUGGCUUUCGGGAACUUUUUCCGAGCAGCACUACAGUAAAAUGCGUCGUUGAUUCCGGUUUCUUCAUCCACGCUUUGAGAUUUAUACGUUUAUUUGUUUAUUUAUAUUCUGUACAGGGAUUUACUGAUAAGUUGCCUCCAUCAUGCACUUCAAAAAGGAAUGCAAGUUUGUGCGUGUUCCCUGAAUAUAUUGUAAGAGAUGUUAAGACACCACUCUUUUUAUUGGAAACCAAAUUCGAUACUUAUCAGAUAGGAAAUCUCUACCUAUCAGAUGACAAAAACACUAUUAUUAAAGCAUGCUCGCAAAAUUUCACUCUUUGCACUCCUUCUCAUUUCCAAAUGAUGAAAGAUUAUGGUUCGGCCAUUACCGAAUUGUUGCAAGAAAUCCGAGACACUUCAUCAAUAGGAAUGUUCGUUCACCCGUGCUUGCGCCAUGGCCACUUCAGUUCGAAUCUUAGAUGGAAUUCAUCGUACAAGUUGAAAAAUAAAACAAUUGCAGAAGCUGUUGGUGAUUGGUACAACGAUCGGGACUGCACUACAUUUCAAGAAAUAGACACCGACCAUGAAUUUCCUCUAAAUACAGACUGCACAAAACUUCCGAAUAUGUAAAAUCAUUGGAUUUUCACCGGCGAAUAUUUAUAUUCAUCAAACAUUGAUAUUUCGAGAUCACCAAAUAAAAUUGUAAGCAAAAGGGAAAAUGAUUAUUUUCAAAUGGUUGUGUAUGUGAGCUUGUCUUUCUAUGGAUAUGAAUCCAUUAUAUAUAUUGAUUAUUGACUAGUCAACGUACUAAUUAUAUAUAAAUUGGUAGUUGAAUCAUCUUUCG
Messenger RNA from Striga asiatica, 1481 nucleotides. Lineage: Eukaryota; Viridiplantae; Streptophyta; Magnoliopsida; Lamiales; Orobanchaceae. The record is from the annotation of a GenBank genome assembly.